AUGUUAUAUUAUGUAUUUUAUUUAUUGAUAAUUAGUUUAUGUCUUUGGUCAUCUAAUAGUGGUGAGACUUCUGGGGUCCCUGAGGGUAUUAACUUAGACAGUUCUAUGCUUGAGGGUCUUAAUUCUGAAGGACUUGGAGAUUUGGGUAAUUUAGGUAAUAUUGGAGGUAUGGGAGGUAUGGGAGGAAUGGGGGAUAUGGGGGAUAUGGGGGAUAUGGACAAUGUUAUAGUUGAUGAAGCUUCCCCAGCUCCAGCUCCAGGUUUAAGUACUGAUGAAGAGCUCUUAAUUCAGAAAUCUAGUGAAAGUUAUGAAUUCCAAGCUGAGGUGUCACGUCUGAUGGAUAUUAUUAUUAAUUCCUUGUAUUCUCAGAAGGAUGUCUUCUUGAGAGAGUUACUAUCUAACUCUGCAGAUGCACUAGAGAAGGCUAGAUUUACUUCUGUUACUGAUAAAAGUUUUCUUGGAAAUAAGACUGAAUUGGAAAUUCGAAUAUCAUAUGAUGUGAACAAACGUACAAUUUCUAUUACUGAUACUGGUGUUGGUAUGACCCGUCAUGAUUUAGUUACUAAUUUAGGUACAGUUGCAAAAUCUGGAACAGCGAACUUUUUGGAAUCUCUAGCUAAGGGAGGAGAUUUGAAUCUUAUUGGACAAUUUGGUGUAGGAUUCUAUGCUUCGUUUUUGGUAGCUGAUAGAGUGACAGUUAUAUCUAAGAGUAAUGAAGAUGAGCAAUAUGUAUGGGAGUCAAAUGCCGAUGUUUCAUUCAGAAUUAGUCUAGAUCCUCGUGGCAAUACUCUUGGUAGAGGUACUUCAAUUAUUUUGACUCUUAAGGAGGAUUCUACAGAAUUUCUAAGUUUCUCUAAACUUAAGGAACUAGCUUUAAGAUAUUCACAGUUUACUAGUUUUCCAAUCUAUAUAUAUAAUCCUGAGGCUCCAAAAAAGGAAAAAUCUGAAAACUCAUCAGAAUCUUCUGAAUCUGAGGUAUCCAAAGGACGUUGGGAAUUAGUUAAUGUUGAGAAGGCUAUAUGGUUACGCCCCAAGGAAGAUAUUACUUCUGAGGAAUAUACAGCAUUUUAUAAGAGCAUUACACAUGAUUAUAUGGAGCCUAUGCGUCAUUUACACUUUUCAGCAGAGGGUGAAAUAGAAUUUAAGGCUUUACUAUAUAUACCAUCACACCCCCCUCAUGAUAUGUUUGAUGCUUAUAUGGGUAAAUCUGGAAAUAUUAAGUUAUAUGUUAGAAGAGUUCUCAUUACUGACAAAGUAGAGGACUUACUUCCAAAAUAUUUAAAUUUUAUUAAGGGAGUUGUUGAUAGCGAUGAUAUUAGUUUAAAUGUUGCUAGAGAACAUGUACAACAAAGUCGAAUUAUUAGAGUCAUUAGUAAGAAGAUUGUUCGUAAGAUUUUGGAUAUGAUUAAACAAAUUCAAACAGAACAGAUAAAGGCAGAGAAGACUCAAGAGACUCAGGAAUUAAGUAGUGAAACAGAUGAGUCUGAGGAGUCUAAAGAAGAGAAGGAGAAGUUUAAGAAGCUAUUAACUAGUUAUGAUAAGUUCUAUGAUAUGUUCCAUAAGAAUCUGAAACUUGGUUGUUAUGAUGAUGAGUCCAAUCGUUCUAAAAUAGUGAAAUUACUUAAGUUCCACUCUUCAAAGAGCAUUGAUAAAACAAUUUUCUUAUCUCAAUAUAUUGAACGUAUGAAACCUGAUCAAAAGACUAUUUACUACAUAUCUGGUGAUUCACCUUCUGCAUUAUUAAAGAAUCCCUUGGUUUCUGUAUUUUUGAAGCACGAUGUUGAAGUAAUAUUCCUAACUGAAGGAGUAGAUGAACCUUGUAUUGCUAGAGUUCCUGAAUUGGAAGGCUUUAAACUAUCAAGUAUUGAGAAGAAUGAAGUCCGUCCCUUCGAUGAAACUGAAGAUGAAAAGACUUAUCAUGAACGUCUUACCAAGCAUUUUGAACCUUUACUUAAAUUUCUCAAGGAUUCACUUUCACCAGAUGUACUCAAAGUUGAAGUUUCCAAGCGCUUAGUUCAUGAUCCUGCUGUUUUGACAGCUGGACCAUGGGGGCAAUCUGCCUUUAUGCAGAAAAUACAAAAGGCUCAAACAUUUGCUGAUAAUAGAAAUGUGAAUGUUAAGAAUCGUCAUAUGGAGAUAAAUCCCCAUCAUAUCUUAGUACAGAAGUUAUUGAGUCUUGUACAAUCAGAUAAUACUGAUGAAGCAAAAUCUUUAGCUAGAACUAUUCAUAACCUUGCCACUAUUGCUUCAGGGUUUGAAUUGGAUAAUCCAAAUGAAUUUGCUUCUAAUAUGUAUAAACUUGUCCUUACCUCAUCUGGUUUAAAUCAUGAUGAGCAGAUUAAUCACUUGGACUUACCAGCAAUUGAAGGUAGUAGUGACAGCACAGAGAGUGGUAAAGAUGUAGAUGAUGAAGCUGAUGAUGAAGCUGAUGAUGAAGCUGAUGAUGAAGCUGAUGAAGUUGACAAUCAAGUUGAUGAAUCAAAACGUGAUGAGCUUUAA
This is a messenger RNA of Cryptosporidium muris RN66, 2499 nucleotides long. RefSeq names its product Hsp90 protein, putative. Gene Ontology annotation, molecular function: ATP hydrolysis activity; ATP binding; ATP-dependent protein folding chaperone. The record is from RefSeq and is a predicted model, not a curated record. Gene Ontology annotation, cellular component: perinuclear region of cytoplasm; cytosol; protein-containing complex. The transcript has a single exon. Bases 1 to 2499 code for a protein of 832 amino acids. Lineage: Eukaryota; Apicomplexa; Conoidasida; Eucoccidiorida; Cryptosporidiidae. Gene Ontology annotation, biological process: cellular response to heat; protein folding; protein stabilization.